UUCUUCCUUUGCUUGUCAAUGUUUGGUUGUUACUUGUUUGUUACCUUUAAUUUCUAUGAAUUGUGAUAUGUUGAUUAUGACAAAGAUUAAGUUUAAAUUUAUUUAAUGAUAGUUUAAAGUUUAAAUUUCAUAAUUUCAUCAUAAUUAAUUUGUGUGCAACAUCAUGAACAACUCUGCAGCAAAGGUCGGGGAGAUCUUUCGUGAAGCAGGCAGUGCGUUCAAUAAGUUGUCGGAAAUGACGAUGCUGUUACAUCCAGUCGGAGAUUCACAACCAGGUGGCAAAUGGACGGAAGAAGAAAUUGAGAUGCUACGUUCUUGCGUCCAUCGUUUUGCCGUCGAUCUCAAUAAGCUUAGCCAGCACAUCAAGAGCAGAACAGUAUCCCAAAUCCGCACAACACUAAAAAAGAAGGCUUUCGAGGACGCAGGUAUACCAGUACGUCAGGUUAGCAACUCAGUGAACAACGUACCACAAACAACACAGGUAGUCUCGUCCCUGAGCCUCCUUCAACCGAACAUAUUAGGAAAGAACGCCGAGGUGACACUGAACAUGUUAAACGCCUCUGAGAACGAAGUUGAUGUCGAGGGUCUAAAUAACGACGUCAAGCUGGAGUUCGAAGCGGGAAAUGAAGAAGUGGCCACCUGAAACCUGCUUUGCUUCACGUAGGAUCAUCCUGGGGUGAUUGACUAACCAUGGCACUGUAAACCAUAAAUUACGUCACAUUAUUGAUUUCGUCACGAAACAGCCAAGUGACCUUUUACAACACCGUGUGACGUAAUUUAUUCACUAAUGCUAUCAUAGACUGACAAAAACAGUGCGGCGCUUGUGCCAAACGAAUUUGUUUGGGUCACGUGACAACAAGUUCGUCUGGCGUAGUUAACGUUUCUCGCAGUGUUUUUGUCUUGACCUGAUUUUUAUUUCACUUCGAUAUUGACAGUUUGGGUAGUUGAUUUUGCUUUUGUUAGACGAUUACAAAGAAAUUUUCGUUUUGAGUUUGAUACAGAAGCAUUAGUGAAACGGGGUUACUUCAUGUAUGCAUAUUGCAGCUUGCAUAUUUGAAGUUCCAUCUUUACCAUAGGUUUUUGAGUACGUUUUUUAAUUAGAUUCAUUUUACUGAUAUUGUACCGAUUCGAUUGUAAGUAGCAUCACAAUUAUAUUUGUAACUCACAGUGCUCAUGGUUAGUAUUGUAUGUCACGAUGGAUCGUUAAGAUUAUUUUAUUUGUUUUUAUUUGCAAUUAUAAUUUACUGUCAUUAAAUUAGUUUUAUACA
Molecule: messenger RNA, 1268 nt
Organism: Pieris brassicae (large cabbage white)
Lineage: Eukaryota; Metazoa; Arthropoda; Insecta; Lepidoptera; Pieridae
Product: chromatin complexes subunit BAP18-like
Exons: 5
Coding region: 164-643 (159 amino acids)
Cellular component (GO): MLL1 complex; NURF complex
Source: RefSeq, a predicted model, not a curated record